Messenger RNA from Arachis stenosperma, 1530 nucleotides. RefSeq lists its product as uncharacterized. The transcript is spliced from 10 exons. Bases 207 to 1166 code for a protein of 319 amino acids. The record is from RefSeq and is a predicted model, not a curated record. NCBI's taxonomy places the organism in Eukaryota, Viridiplantae, Streptophyta, Magnoliopsida, Fabales, Fabaceae.
AAGGAGUUGAGAAGAAAAGAUUGAUAGAGGAAUGAAGGAAGUGGCAGAGUUUUGAAUCAAACACUAUCAUUAUUUCGAACCACUCUUUCAUUCUCACUCUCAUUUCUUCAAUCGGUUAAGAGCAAUAUAUGAACUCAGGUGGGAGAUAGAGCCUCUGGAUUUGUCUUUCGUAUCUGGGAUUUUUUCAUUUAGCAGACUCUGAUCUUAUGGCACUUGACAGGUUAAAUUCUCCAACUACAUUUGAAAUGCCACUGGAGGUUUUGGGCCAUGAAUUGCAGUUUACUCAGGAUCCCAAUUCAAAGCACUUAGGAACAACUGUGUGGGAUUCAUCACUUGUUUUUGCCAAAUUUCUUGAACGGAAUUGCAGAAAGGGAAGGUUUUCUCCAGCUAAACUUAAAGGAAAACGUGUAAUUGAACUUGGAGCUGGCUGUGGUGUUUCUGGUUUUGGCAUGGCUAUGCUGGGGUGUGAUGUUAUAGUGACAGACCAAAAAGAGGUGUUGCCGUUAUUGCAGAGAAACAUCGAACGUAAUAUUUCAAGAGUCAUGCAGAAGAACCCUGAUUUGAAUGGUGAUAAUUCCUUACAAGCAAAUAUAUUUUUUCUAGAGUCAUUUGGUUCGAUCAAGGUUGCCGAACUUCAGUGGGGAGAUGAGAGCCACAUUAAGGCUGUUGAUCCUCCAUUUGACUAUAUUAUUGGCACCGAUGUUGUCUAUGUAGAGCAUCUGUUGGAACCUCUGUUGCAGACAAUACUUGCUUUAUCUGGACCUAGGACUACAAUCUUGUUGGGCCAUGAGAUCCGUUCCACCUGUGUCCAUGAAAAGAUGCUUGAGAUGUGGAAACAAAACUUUGAUGUGAAGAAUGUUCCAAAAUCUAAAAUGGAUGAAACAUAUCAACAUCCAAGUAUUCAGCUCUUCAUUAUGGGAUUCAAGAAUUCAGCUGAGUCCACCGGGAACUCAGGUCAGGCAGCUGCCGAAAAAGUUGACGAUCAAACUGGCGUGGAAGGUAAAAGUGGUGAGGAAAAUUUGGCAAUGGAACCAUCAUCUAGUGUUGAAAAAAAUGUUGAGGAUCAUGAGAAAGCAGCAACCGGAACUAAAAAGCUUAGUGAGUGGGAAGCAAGAAGGUAUGGAUCAAUGGCUGCAAGGAUUCUGAAAGAUGUAAAGAUAUCCUGAUUUUGAGAGCCCAUAGAAACGAGUUUAAUUUUAAUAUAUUGUCAAUGUAAAACGUGUUGAUGUUGUAAGUUAUACGAAUUAAAUCUUUAAUGAAAUGCCAUAGUGGUCAUUUCAUUUGCCUAGGCUUUUUUUUUUGUCGGAUGGAUUGGACAAUCUUCAAUCCUAGGUAUCACCAUACACCUACACAAUAUUUCGAAUCUGGAUGCAGCUUAUUAAAAGGCACAUGAUUUACCAUCUGAGCUAAGUCUCAACUGCAUUUGCCUAGGCUUCAAAUGGUGUUAACCUUGACCCACUUUUGGGCUUUAUUGGGCCUAUAGUGGACUUCUCCCAACAAAGCCUAAUGCCCAUAUCUUUGGGCCUGUAC